Pyrus x bretschneideri (Chinese white pear) is the source of this 3094-nucleotide messenger RNA. Its product is annotated as pentatricopeptide repeat-containing protein At5g11310, mitochondrial. Gene Ontology annotation, cellular component: chloroplast. The record is from RefSeq and is a predicted model, not a curated record. Gene Ontology annotation, molecular function: protein binding. The transcript is spliced from 3 exons. NCBI's taxonomy places the organism in Eukaryota, Viridiplantae, Streptophyta, Magnoliopsida, Rosales, Rosaceae. Bases 112 to 1938 code for a protein of 608 amino acids.
AAUUCUAAUAACACUUCCAUCUUAGAAAGUAGUUCUUAUAGGACCCUAAACAGGCUAAACUGAACUGAAUCUGGAGCUCAGUCUCUCAGUUACCAGAGUUCACUGGUUGUUAUGCCAUCUUACAAUCCCCGCCAAUUUUUCUCUCUCACCCUCUUCCUCUUCAAACCAAACCCUAACCUCCAUCUUCUAUCUCGCUCGCGGCGAUUCUUCUCCAACCAAUCAUGGCUCUCCGUACGCGGCAAUCCCAUCAUCAAGUGGCCCGCACCACCCGACGUACCCUGCUCCCUCCCGCACGCAAACCCCGCUCCAAACACAAACCCUAACCCUAGCUCCGGCCCCAGUUUUUCACCGAUGGACUUCUCCAUCAUCGCUAACUUGCUCACCGACCCAACCAUUUCCCCCGGUUCAUCGCUCCAGAGCGCAUUGGACCGGACCGGAAUCGAGCCGGAUCCGGGUCUGGUACAAGCUGUGUUCAACCACUUCGAUUCGUCGCCCAAAUUGCUGCACACUCUGUUUCUUUGGGCGGAGAAGCAGCCCGGGUUUCGAUCCUCCGCGAACCUCUUCGGGUCCAUGAUCAAUGUGCUGGCAAAGUCGAGGGAGUUCGACUCCGCCUGGUCUCUGAUUCUCAAUCGGGUCGGAGGAGAUGAGGAGCCCGGUUUGGUUUCGGCUGAUACGUUUGUGAUCAUGAUUAGACGGUAUACCCGCGCAGGCAUGCCCGAAUCUGCAAUUCGGACUUUUGAGUUUGCGAGUAAUUUAGACUCAUUUCUCAACUCUGAAGCAGAAAUGAGUUUGUUUGAAGUAUUGUUGGAUUCCCUUUCUAAGGAAGGCCUCGUUAGGGUGGCUUCAGAAUACUUUGAUAGGAAAAGGAAGUUGCAUCCGAAUUGGAUUCCAUCAGUUCGUGUUUAUAAUAUACUGCUGAAUGGAUGGUUCCGAUCAAGGAAGCUGAAACAGGCAGAGCGGCUUUGGGUGGAAAUGAGGAGGGAGAAUGUGAAACCUAGUGUUGUAACGUAUGGUACACUUGUGGAAGGAUACUGCCGGAUGCGUCGUGCUGAAAUUGCAAUUGAGUUGGUGAGCGAGAUGAGGAGGGAAGGAGUUGAGCCCAAUGCUAUUGUGUAUAAUCCAAUAAUUGAUGCGUUGGGGGAAGCUGGGAGGUUAAAAGAGGCGCUGGGGAUGAUGGAGCGCUUUUUGGUCCUGGAAUCAGGCCCCACUAUUUCAACAUACAAUUCUCUGGUAAAGGGCUAUUGCAAGGCUGGAGACCUUGUAGGGGCUAGUAAGAUCCUUAAGGUGAUGAUAAGUCGGGGUACUGCCCCUACUCCAACAACCUAUAACUACUUCUUUAGGUACUUUUCAAAGCAUGGGAAAAUUGAGGAGGGAAUGAACCUUUAUACCAAAAUGAUUGAAUCUGGAUAUACCCCAGAUCGGCUUACUUUCCAACUUUUGUUGAAGAUGUUGUGCGAGGAGGAGAGAUUGGAUUUGGCAAUUCAAGUUAGCAAGGAAAUGAGAUCUAGGGGAUUGGAUAUGGAUUUAGCUACGAGCACCAUGUUGAUUCAUUUGCUUUGCAAUAUGCAUAAACUCAAAGAGGCUUUUGAAGAGUUUGAGGACAUGAUACGGAGGGGUUUAGUUCCUCAGUAUAUUACUUUCCAAAGAAUGGAUGAUGUGUUGAGGAAACAAGGAAUGAAUCAAAUGGCUCGGAAGCUGUGCAAAAUGAUGUCUUCUGUUCCCCAUUCAACAAACUUGCCGGAUACAUAUGUCAGAGAUGCAGAUGCAUCUCGCGCAAGGAGAAAGUCUAUAGUUCAGAAGGCCGAAGCAAUGUCUGAUUUGUUAAAAACUUGUUCAGAUCCAAGAGAACUUGUCAAGUUUAGAAGAUCGCCUGAAAAUCUUGUAUCGAGAGCGAACCAGUUGAUAGAGGAUAUUAAGAGAAAAGCUAACAUCCAGUGAUCUUGACUUUCUUUUCUUUGGUACUAGACAUUAAGUUUUGGAUUCUGUUGGCAUUCUUCGCGAGAAAGGUGAGUUAACUGCAGGUGCAGUAGAAAGGCAGUUGAGAGUUAUUUCAGGCAGAAGUAACAAAACAAUCUUUAUUCAUGUGCCGAUUGGUAAAACUUUGAUAUUUAUAUGGGAAAACCUGUGGGGCAACUACUUUUGGAGGAUUCCUUUCAUGAAUUGAGAUUAUUAGUAAUGUUAAACUUCUUGCAAUUUAGAUGUGAGUUCUGAAUCCUAAUGGGCUUCUGUUAUGAAGUCAAGUGGUUUGAAUACAGGUUCACUACACGUACAAGCUAAAUUGUACGGGUGCAAGUAAAAGAGAGACCGAAACAUAAGUUGAAUGUGUGUUCAAGCUUUGGUGGGAUAAAAUUUCCAGAUGUAUCUAAGAUGCGAAGUGGACUAGUGGCGAGGGGGCAACCAACAAUGCUUCUUUUGUUAAAGUUAGUGGAAGCUGGAUUUUGGAGUCUUUUGGGUUCCGGCAUACCCCAAAAGGAUGGUGAGGUCAGUGUUUCUGGUAAAUAUGCGGCAGUCAACCACUGAAACACACACUGUAUGCAGUGGCUAAUAACGUAACUUGAAGGAUAGGGUGUGACAUAUAAUAGUACAACUGAUAUAUUUCUUAGACUUUUUCUUUGAACCAGGCCUUGUUUGCAUGUGCAUUGGAUUUUUGCAUUUAGAGUUUGUCGAAGGGCUUCAAAGAACACACAUUAACGGGGUAUGGGUUGAAUUGAAGACAAAUUGAAGUUUUUUUCUCGUAUUUGUAAGUGGAAAUUGAAGAAGCUGAAGAACCCUAAAAACGUAGCUACCUGCCGUUCUAUGUUUUUGUGGGAGUGUUGUAUUUUACUGGCAGCUUUUCUUUACAAUUUCUUUUGUUAUGGACAAGGCAUUUUCAUCAUUUGAUAAGUUUGGUGUUUAGAGGAUUGUACAGUGUAUACUAGAUGCUAGAUGAAGUCUUAUCCCCGAAUAUAUCACCACCACGGUGUCUCGUGCCAUGUAAGUUGCUCUCUUCAUCCCAAAGAAAUUUGGAUGACUAGGUGAUUUUCAAUUCGAAUAAUUUUCUGUAUGGACGAUCUUUAAGUGAAGAUUAAGAAGUUGAAUGAUUUUGAUUAUGAAA